Plasmodium vivax (malaria parasite P. vivax) is the source of this 1341-nucleotide messenger RNA. Its product is annotated as variable surface protein Vir24-related. The transcript is spliced from 3 exons. The coding region runs from base 1 to 1341 and encodes 446 amino acids. NCBI's taxonomy places the organism in Eukaryota, Apicomplexa, Aconoidasida, Haemosporida, Plasmodiidae. The record is from RefSeq and is a predicted model, not a curated record.
AUGAAGUACUUUUUAUUUUUAAAAGAUAUUAUUAAUUUUGAAGACAUAUAUAAAAAAUUACCUUCUUUUAAAAAUUAUGAAAAAAUUGAUGACAAAAUCGCUGACACCACUUAUGAUAACUACUGUACAAAUGUAAAAUCCUUAGAAAAUGGGAAAGAUGAUCUUACAACAUUUUGCAAAAAAUUUGCAAAAAAUUUAAAAAAAUUACCUACUGCUGAUAAUAUAGGAAAAAACUCUCAUGAUAGCUGUUUAAGCGUUAAAUACUGGUUUUAUUAUAAAUUAAACAAAAUAUUAGAGACACACGAUUAUUCUGCGAAUCGUGAACAAUUUAUCAAUUCAUUUAUUAAUGUGGAAUCUAAAAUUUAUAAUGAAUUACUAAAAAAUGAAAAAACGGAUAAAUGUCCUAUAGAAAUUAAAAAUAACUUCGAAAAGGAAAAGGAAGAGAAAAUUUUAUAUGACUAUUUUAAUAAUUAUAAUACCAUUUUUGACUGUAACAACUCGUCUAAUAAAGAAAAUUGUUCUAAAUACUGUAAGUAUGUGAAUGAAAUUAAUGAAAAAUACAGAGAACACCAAAAUAAAUGUUGUGGACUUAAUUAUUUGAAUUGUGGUGAUUACUUUAAUUGUAAUGGGAAAUAUAAUCCGUUGGUUCUCAUACACAAGCUAAAUUGUAGUAAUGGUAAAGAAGGGAAAACUCUAACCGAAGAACAAAUUAGGGAAAGUCAAGAAAACUAUGGCAAUUCCGAUUUAAUACGUAGUCUAAGAUAUAAUAUAUUCAAAUGUAAUAUGGUAAAUGAUAAUGCUGGUGAACCAAAAAUUGGAUUUUGUUCGGUAUUUCCAUCAUCUAAAGAUUCUUUUGAAAAUGUAGAUAAGCUCCCUCUCAGUGAAGAAGAAGAUGAAAACUCUAGAGGUGUAGAAAUUAACAAUGGUAGAGAACAAGAAACAAACAGGGGUUCGGAAUUGGAAGGUAAAAGUUCAACAUCUGUCAAAAAUACAAAGGAAGCACAAUGCCCAGAAGAUAAACCAAUAAAAUUGUCCAAUGGGAAAUGUGUAGAACCUAAUGUGCGUACAACUGGUGCCAUUGGAGUGCAGCUGCUAAACAAGGGUCCAAUUAAUAGAGUUAGAAUUAGGAUUAACGAUAUUACGAAGAGUUAUACUCCUUCACUAGAAAAUGCUAAUUUAUUAGAUGCUGAUAGUGCAGAUAUGAACACUUUAGGUGGAAUAUACAGCAUGUUACAGAGUAGUACCUCCAAGAUGAUCAUCUUGGGUGUUUUAGGUUUAGGGACAAUUAUGAUAUUUUUCAUAUAUUUUAAAUAUUGUUUAUAUAUUUUUUUUGUUCUAUAA